Dreissena polymorpha is the source of this 1491-nucleotide messenger RNA. RefSeq lists its product as uncharacterized. The coding region runs from base 1 to 933 and encodes 310 amino acids. The record is from RefSeq and is a predicted model, not a curated record. Lineage: Eukaryota; Metazoa; Mollusca; Bivalvia; Myida; Dreissenidae. The transcript has 7 exons.
AUGAAACUGUUGACAGAAACGGCGCUACUGGAUGACGGGAGAUGCAUACAGCCAUCUGUACCACCACAGGGGUUUAUCUACACGUGCGUCAGUUCAACUGUCUUCACUUUGACCAUCCUUCAGGUGAAACGUGAACAGAAUGGAGAACAGUGGACGUGCGAUUCAUGGAUAAACGGCGGAACUUUAUAUAGCAACAACGUUACCCUAAAGGUUCACGUUUUGGGUCAACGCCUACUGCUGACGUCUAAUGUGCCUGUGGUAGUAGAAAACAACCCACUGACAUUUACCUGUGUCCUGCCUUCUAAAGGGGCAAACACGGGAUGGAUUGUGAAUGGUGUUAGGACAGAAACGGCGCUACUGGAUGACGGGAGAUGCAUACAGCCAUCUGCACCACCACAGGGGUUUAUCUACGCGUGCGUCAGUUCAACUGUCUUCACUUUGACCAUCCUUCAGGUUAAACGUGAACAGAAUGGAGAUCAGUGGACGUGCGAUUCAUGGACAAACGGCGGAACUUUAUAUAGCAACAACGUUACCCUAAAGGUUCAAGCUAACAACGUCUCUCAGUGGACAAUUGAUGCAGGCAUCAGAUCGUUGAUGUAUACAACACAACAAACGACAAAUUCACAAAAUCAUACAUCUCCUUACAAAGUCUCUGAGGGGACAGGCGAUGCAGACAUCGUAUCGUUAAUGACUUCCAAUGCCGAAAAUCAUACAUUGUCUUACAAUGUGUCUGGGUGGACAGACUAUGCAGACCUUGGAUCGUUGAUGCCUGAAACAACAACUACAAAACCAAUUACAAAUUCACCAAAAAAAAAAUCGCCUCUAGAAUCUCUUGACCUCCCUGACAUUCUGUGUGGAUUGUGCAGACAACAGGAGGACAAGGAAUGUAUGAACAAAAUUUGCUUUAAUACUGCCCUUCACAACGGGGCUUAAAUAUUGAAGUACAAGUACAAAGUCUUCUGUCAGAACAGCGGGCUUAACUAUUGAAGUCGAAGUACAAAGUCUUCUGUCAGAACAGCGAGACUUUAACAUUGAAGUACAAGUACAAAGUCUUCGGUCAGAGCAGCAAGGCUAAAAUAUUUAAGUACAAGUACAAAGUCUUCUGUCAGAACAGCGAGACUUUAACAUUGAAGUACCAGUACAAAGUCUUCGGUCAGAACAGCAAGGCUAAAAUAUUAAAGUACAAGUACAAAGUAUUCUGUCAGAACAGCGAGGCUUAAAUAUUGAAUAACAAGUACAAAGUCUUCUGUCAGAACAGCGAGGACUACAGUCUACGUAUGAUAGGCACUCUAUUGCAAUUCUCGACCAAACUCUUACGACAAGCACAGAAAUACCAACAAUCCGACAAAGAAGAAAUGCGGAUCUACAAACCUUUGGAAAGAACUUUAAAUCGGGAUUAACAAAUAGUAAACUAUCUGAAACGAAAUUUUAGCAAACUAAAUGUGGCAUGUAUUUAAAAACGUUACACAAAUAAAUGAUAUUUAUGUUUAA